Molecule: messenger RNA, 602 nt
Organism: Aphanomyces astaci
Lineage: Eukaryota; Oomycota; Saprolegniomycetes; Saprolegniales; Verrucalvaceae
Exons: 2
Coding region: 22-534 (170 amino acids)
Source: RefSeq, a predicted model, not a curated record
AAGCCGAACAAGAUAAAGUGCAUGAUGGACGAGUGUGGUUUCAUCACUCCGUACACGCACUUUACAAGCCACGUAAAGGCAAAGCACAAACACGUUCGGAACAUCGGAACAUACAUGCCCGGGCCGUCGACAAAAUGCAACGACGCCAAGCCCAUGUUUGACCCACCAGGAACGCGAAGCCUGAUCAACCAAGAAAAUCACGACAUUGCCAUUCAGUUGGCCAAGAACAAUGCAGUUGGCGUGGGGGCGCUUCGGCUAUUGCUUUUCGUUUAUCGCAAGCUGGGCGGCAAUCCAAAUGAGCUGUUGCAGCCCUUUUUGCGGUACCGUGAUGACGAAUCGGGUGACUUCGACGAUGGCGAGCAGCCUUCUGGUGACGAUUACGGCGUGGACGGCGACGACAACGAACAUGGCGGCGAGUUAGUACCCCCUGUAAAGCGCGCUGUUUCAUCAGUUUUGGAUGGUGCCGAGUUGGAAGCACCCACACCAAAGCGUCCAGUACCAUUGAACGAUGAUGCCAUGGUUAACCGACGCUAGGCCAGAAUGGCAAAACAAUUGCUUUGAUUGGAGUAAUACGUUUACUUUCUAUGAAGUUGAAAACUAUU